Synchiropus splendidus (mandarinfish) is the source of this 1751-nucleotide messenger RNA. It is a transcript of the gene zdhhc24, whose product is annotated as zinc finger DHHC-type containing 24. The transcript is spliced from 4 exons. Gene Ontology annotation, molecular function: protein-cysteine S-palmitoyltransferase activity. Gene Ontology annotation, biological process: peptidyl-L-cysteine S-palmitoylation; protein targeting to membrane. Gene Ontology annotation, cellular component: endoplasmic reticulum; Golgi apparatus. The record is from RefSeq and is a predicted model, not a curated record. Lineage: Eukaryota; Metazoa; Chordata; Actinopteri; Syngnathiformes; Callionymidae. The coding region runs from base 91 to 966 and encodes 291 amino acids.
CAAUUCUGUUUUUAGCCGUGACGUCACAAUGACGCUGUAGGCAGAGGGCGCCACGCUCACUCCCGUCGCGUGAGUGAGGAUCUCCAGAGGAUGACGAGUUAUGCCAGUCAGAUUUUCUGCAAGGUGGAGAGCUUUUGUGUCCAUCUCCCGGUGCUCCUCAACACCUUCCUGGUCUUCUCCAUUACCGGAGAGGUGAGCUAUCUGGUGCUGGUGGAAGCUCCGCUCGACCCGGAGCAGAGGAAGGCGGACUGGUCCGGCAGGUGGAAGGUGGUUCACCUGCUCUCCCAGUACUUCAUGUUGGGAAGCAUCUGCUGGAACGCGCUGCUCUUCGUCAGGACCAGUCCCAGCAUCAAAGGCGUGUUUCUUGGGGGAGAGGUCAUGGGCCAGGGUUGGAGGUACUGCUACACGUGCGAGACGCACACGCCGCCACGCUGCUCUCACUGCUACGACUGCAAAGUGUGUGUGCUGCGUCGAGACCACCACUGUGUGUUCUUUGGCCAGUGUGUGGGCUUCCGUAACUACCGUUACUUCCUGAGCUGCCUGCUGUUCAUGUGGUGCGGCCUCCUCUACGCCACCCUGAUGAACGCCGAGGUCUUCAUUGUCAUUCUGAAGGAAGGUGUGACGGUGCAUAGUGUGCUGCUGCUGCUCCUGCCGUGGAUCAUGUUAGUCUCAGGUCAAGUCUCCGCUCGUGCCUUUACCUUCGCCUUCAUUGCAGACACUUGUGUUGUGGGAUUCCUUCUCGUCUCCGCCUUUUUUUUCUUCCAUCUGUUCCUGCUGUUUCGAGGACAAACCACCAGGGAGUGGUACUCGACCCGCAGGCCUUAUGACCUGGGACUCCUGGGCAACUUGAAACAUGCCUUGGGACGACGUUGGUACAUCUGCUGGCUCUCUCCGCUCAUACCAUCGCCCUAUCCUGGGGAUGGUAUAAACUUCACCCUCACCGGGUCCUUGGAUCCUUCACGGUAACGGCUUGAGUUCCGCGCUUGCAAGAAGGAAGAGAUUUUCGGCGUCGAUUAAAACAUGGUUGGAAAAGUGAGGGUGAUUUGAGGCUGGUAAGGUGGAGAAAAAAAGUGUGGCUUCACUGCGUGCAAUUGCUGACAUUGGUUGUGGUUUGCUCACCAAAAUGGUGUUCCUUUGGGAAUGCUUGCACUGAAAUGUGGAACGAGAAUGUACUUUUACGUUUUGCUUGAUUUCAAAUAGGGCGACUCAUUCUGAAAAGGCUUCCUCAUUUCUGAUCGAUAAAGAUGUCAAACAAUUCAAACAGGUGUCAUGUCAUGCACGAUUCCAGCACCUACUGUUGCACUUGUUCACACUGAAGUAGCAAGGCACAUAUCAAGUCUGCUCAUCAUUUUAAUUAUGUGAAUUAUUUAUAUUAAUAUUCGAAGGAUUUGAGGAAUUAAUUUGUCACGUUUACUGAUGUUUGUCUGAUUGCCUUACAGAAUUUAGUUCCCGAAAUAAAGAUUUACAAUGUUUAUGUCAUGUUGUCUGAGAGGUCAGAAACAACAAGAAGAAUAAUUCAUAAGUUAAUGUCUCCUGUGCACAACUGCUGCCUCCUCCUGUAAACAUAUCAGCUGAAACUUUUGUUUGAGGUUUACCAAAGUCGUGUAACGUCAUGAUGUACUUGAGUGACACUCACAGUGUACUCACUUAUUUCCUCAUUUAAAAUAGUUUUUUUUAUUUUUGUGAACUAUAAAUGGCUCUUGUUGAGUAUUUGUUCUUUUUAUAUCGCAGUGAGAUAAAAAAAAAAUCAU